This is a messenger RNA of Verruconis gallopava, 2355 nucleotides long. RefSeq lists its product as uncharacterized. Gene Ontology annotation, cellular component: nucleus. Gene Ontology annotation, molecular function: zinc ion binding; DNA binding. Gene Ontology annotation, biological process: DNA-templated transcription. The transcript is spliced from 4 exons. The coding region runs from base 100 to 2355 and encodes 751 amino acids. NCBI's taxonomy places the organism in Eukaryota, Fungi, Ascomycota, Dothideomycetes, Venturiales, Sympoventuriaceae. The record is from RefSeq and is a predicted model, not a curated record.
CGAUGCACCUUCCUAAGGGAGCCGCAGAGAAGAAAUAGACGCGGUAAAAACCCUUUGCAGUCUGACCUAGGCGCUGUCCUUGGUGAGAAUGACGGCAGCAUGCGAGGGUCCGGUAUGGAAAAGCCCAACCAAUUCUUGACCCAAGGUGAGGAUAUGGUCGCAAGAUCAGCCUCGGUUGUGCCAACGACACAUGUAGAUACGGGGUUGGUGGACAUGCUGGACGUACGGGAUGGGCAGGAUGUGCUGACUCCGGCGAGGGCGAGACUGGAUGAUCCGCAGAUUUGGCUACCGGAUAUGGCGCUCAUCAACUUCUCCCCAAGCCUAGAAGAGCCGCCUACGCGGACUCUCGUGGAUGAUAGACCGAGUGAAGAGCAGACUUAUCUUGGCUUUCACAGUUCUCUACACGAGAACAUGCCCGUACCCAGCCAUCGACUUGGACAGCAAGGCCAAUAUCCAAUCAAUGCCAAUUCCAUCGCGACAUCGUCGCCUGUCUCUCGUCCGUCGCGGGAGAGUAGUGCGUCGUGUAACAAUCUGACGUUUGAAGGACCUUCACAAGGGACACCCGAAUCUUCUGGUGCACAGCAACAGCAUCCUCAUUCGCAGCAAGAGGCUUCGGCGUCCGCUGCCAGCGUUGAUUGGUCCCUUGAAUACAGCCUUGACUCUAGGCCAGGAUAUUCGCAUCAGCUUAUUGGCAAUUCGUGCGAGUCUGAUCCGUACCUGCUUCGUAAUUAUGGCUACGAUCAGUUGGACACAUACCGCAUGUUUCGACUCGAUUUUCGCAAGAUCAAGGACGAUGAAAGACUACAGCCAUUCUUGAAACAUUCAAAGGCGAAGGAGCCUUGCAUACCUGCAGGCAAACAACCUAUCCAGUUCGUCAUGACGAGCGAAGACAUAUGGAAGGACUCGCUUAAGUUUGUCGAGAAGGUGCAGUCAGGCGGUCCUACUGAGGCAGAUGACCUUGCUUUGCUCGACAGACUCGUCGCGAUGAAUCUAAGAACUCGGCUCAUCAAAUUAUACGUGAGACAUGUCCACCCCCGUUUUCCCGUCCUAUCUCUCUCCGACUUCUCCACGAUGCCAUUCCAUGAGCUGUCCACGGCUCGUCCCAUCGGCAUCCAAGCCGCUGUAUGCGCCCUUGCCCUUCCCUUUUCCUUCCUGGAUGACGAGUUGAGCAUCCUCAAAGGCUACGACCAGAGCUCGGCCGACGAUCUCUGGGCGAUCGCAUACAGGAGCUAUCAGCGUGCCACUUGCUUUUCGCAUCUCUCUUCGCUUCAGCUUUGUCUCUUGCUGUUGCAGGCUCCACCUCCAAAUUUUGCAGUCGCAGAGCCACUCAGCACGUGGGCUUUGACGUGCUCUGCCCUUUCCAUCGCCGAGAACAUGGGGCUAAACCACGACCCCUCAGACUGGAGACUACCCCGGGAGGAAGUCAUUCUGCGGAGACGACUUUGGUGGUUUACCUAUAUGCAACACGUCUGGCAUGCCAUCGUAGUGGCUCGACCGUCCCAUAUUCAUGAGGACAACUGGGAUGUUGGGGGCCUAGUUGCCAGCGACUUCGAAGUUGACGGCAUUUCAGAUCCUGAGAUUCGAUCGCGGGUCGAAAGAAACGUACCAAUGUGCAUUGCUCAAUGUGAACUAAGCAUUAUUGCUUCUGACGUACUAAAUGAAUUCUAUACAUUGCGAGCAGUCCGUAAAAACAGUGACCUGGGUGCUUUAUUGAGCCGUGCCCAGCCCUUGCGUUCACGUAUUGAAACUUGGAGACAAAGCCUUCCGCUGCUCUCCAAAAGAAUCUACGAGCUCGAAGAGAGCGAGUUCGACGACGGCGGCGCAUUACGAUUAUCGCAUCUGACACUAGAGGCGCUAAUACUACGGGCCCUAAUGAGACCGCUUUUCUACCAAGCCAUUCGCACAGAUUACACCCUGCGGGAGCCCAUUUCACUCAUAUUCGAGAACAGCUAUGCCUGCGCUAAAGUCGUGGUUGAGAUGAUCGCGGCGUUCAAAGCAAAACACUUCUCCGGUUUCUGGCACCCUCACGCGCGAUAUCAGCUGUGCUACUUUUCAAGUCUUAUCCUCAUGACUAUUACGCAAUCACCAACCAUUGAAAUUGCUCGACGCAGUAAGGCCUUGCUCGAUCAGUGGCGAGAUACGUUGCGAACCCAGAGUCGUGCUUGGCCUCUGGCCAGGCUAGCCACGAUCCGUUUGGAUGCAGCACUUUGGAAAGGAUUAAGUUUCAUCACACGUGGUUCGGGAGAGAAUAGUCCCGCUUCAAGUCUUCUUAAGCAACUAGAAGCGGAGAACGGCUCUUCGCCUCCAGUAAUAAGAAGUUCUAACAGUGACAGAGAUUAUAUUCAAGCCGUAUGA